Ambispora leptoticha is the source of this 825-nucleotide messenger RNA. Lineage: Eukaryota; Fungi; Glomeromycota; Glomeromycetes; Archaeosporales; Ambisporaceae. The record is from the annotation of a GenBank genome assembly.
AUGCCUGUUGAACCUUUUGAUGAGCUGCAAAAAGAAUCAAAUGAACGAAUAGUAUUAAAUGUUGGCGGGGUUAAAUACGAGACAUGUCGAACAACACUAACAAAAUAUCCGGAUACCAUGCUUGGAACGAUGUUUCACGAGAGGAACAGUGAAUUACUUCACCCAAAAAAUGGAAACGAAUACUUUAUUGAUCGUGAUGGACACAUUUUUCGAUACAUCUUACAAUUCUACAGGACCGGAAAAAUUCCAACUUCAGAUAAAGUUAUAGGAUUAAUACCGAUAACACCGCAAGAAUUAGAAGCAGAAUUAGAUUAUUUUAUGAUACCACGACCGAAACCUGAAGAGCCAAAACCAAACCCAGUUAUACCGAAAAUUUCAAUACGUCACAAAAUGAUUGCACAAGAAAUCGACAACUUUGUCGAAGCAUUAAAGAAAGUUAUACACUUGAUGUCUGUAAAAUUCUACGAAGAAUUUCUGAUAAAUCAAAAUUUCGAAGUCGGAAUCGAAAUGACAUUUCAUAAAUGCGAUCCGUUACGAUUGUACAUCUUUGCACCGCCUGCAAACAUGAAAGCCACCAUACAAAAAAUCAUGGAACCAUUCGAACGUAUUGGUUAUUUAUUAUUCGAAUCGUCAUUUGGGCCCGAUAUUGGUCGAUACAUUUCAUCGACGAUGAAUGGUGUUGUUUGGGAGAUAAAAGAACAAGUAAAGCAUUAUGAUUCAAAUUGUACCAUCAAAUUGUACGACUUACGAAUUUCAAUCGUUGACACGCUGGAUCAUGAUGAUAUUAUUAGCAACACUUGUCUGGGCGAAACAGCGCUUUCAUAA